GCUUCCAGUUCCGGUUCGCCUUGCCUUCUGCGCCGCCGCGCCAGACCAACCUCGCUCCGUCGUCCAAACCAGAUGCCCCCGCGCUUAACCCUCCUCCGCCGCCUCUCCACCCACGGCGACCCCAACCUCGCCACCCUCCUCGCCGUCCUCCGCUCGCCGGAGGCCUCAUCCACGCCGCUCCCGCACGCCCUCUCCCGCGCCUUCCCGUCCCCGUCGGACGCGUUCCCCCUCCACACGCUCCCCGACCUCCUCCCGCGCCUCCCCUCCCCGCUCCUCUCCCUCCGCCCCGACCUCCCCUCCGCCGUGCCCCUCCUCCUCUCCUCCUCCCCGCACCCGCUGCCCCUCCCGCACUACGCCCUCCUCCUCGGCAUCUCCACUCAUGCCGGCCUUUUCCCCGUCUCACUCGCCGUCCUCCGCCACAUGCGAUCCUCCGGCCUCGCGCCCAACGUGGCCUGCUUCCACUCCGCCCUCCGCGCCGCACGCUGGCAUGCUGAUGUCUCCGCCGUUCUGGACAUCAUGUCCAGAUCCGGCGUCAACCCGACCGUCCCCCUGAUCGUGACCGCGGUGCAUAGGCUGGCAUACAUGGGCGACUUCGAAGGUGCCCGCUGUCUGAUAGACAAAAUGCCUGAGUUUGGAUGCGCGGCCAAUGUGGUGGUUUACACCGCAAUGCUCGACGGGAUGCUCGCUUUUGGUCAUGUGGAUGCCGCAGUGGUGCUGCUGGAGGAGAUGGAGAGUGGCAAGUUGGGUGCCGGGUGUGUGCCCAACGUGGUGUCGUACACGUGUUUGGCGAAAUGCCUGUGCCGAAAAGGGAGAAUGGUGGAAGCUCUGAGCUUGCUGGAUAGGAUGGUAGCUAGAGGGGUGAUGCCGAAUCGCAUUUUUGUGCGGACACUGAUUGAUGGGUUUUGUGCAGCCAGGGGGGCUGGCUUGAUUUCCAAGGCAUAUGAUGUGGUGGAGCGUUUGGUCGUUGACGGAACAUUGUCAAGCGGGCAGUGCUAUAAUGUUCUUCUGGUAGGGUUGUCUGUGGCUGGGAUGACAAGGGAAGCUGAAGGCCUCGCGCAGAGGAUGAUGAAGACAGGGGUGCAACUGAGCCCGCUCGCAGGAAGUGCAAUGGCAAGGGAGCUGUGUCAGAGGAAAAUGUGGUUGCAUGCUUGCUGUUGGUUGAGACUGAUGGAUGAGAAUGGGGUGCUCUGUGAUUCUGAUGUAUAUGCUGGCGUGUUGCUGGGGCUGUGUCAAGAGGGGCAUGUCCUUGAGGCCUCGGCGUUGGUGAGGAAGGUCAUGGAUAGGGGAAUACGCAUUGACGCUUCUUGCGCUGAUUGUUUGGUGCAGUUACUGAAGCAGCAUGGUGAUGAGGAUUUAGCAUCACAUGUAUUAGGAUUGAGGAGAUCCCCUGAAGUGAUGUCUCUGUGAGCAUUGUGUGGUUCUGUGCUCAAUUCUUGUAGAAGAUGGUUUGAAGAACAAGAACAGUGCAGGGAAAAGACUACCAUUCAUCGGAGGACCUGUUGUUUUAACACGAUCUGCUAUUGUUCAUGGAAGAGAGACCCCCGUGUUUGUCAAAGCUAUCACAAUAACUCUAGAUAUCUGCAGAGAGGGAAGCAAAUUAUAGCAACUAGAAUACCUGCAUCAAUUUUAUGCACAUGUGCAAUUCUUCAGUGCACUAUCUGUGUGUGAUAAUUUUGUGCAUAUCCAUGCAAAUGCAGCCUUCUCUAUAAACAUGCUUUUUUUUUCAAGGGAAAUAUACACCCGGUAUUUGCAUCGAGACAUAGAGAACUUCUGAGAAUACUGUCACCGCUGUGUUCGCACCUGAAGAUUUUGAUAUACAUUUAUGCAAUUAGUUCAUUAAAUGAUACAUCAUUGUAUUAUACUAUUCCCCAAAAGGCUUUCUUUUUGGAGGCAAGAUUUCUACUCGGAUAAGAGCUCAUAUACAAGCAACUGCAAAAGGAUUAUUGUCCUAACAUCAUUUGUUACUUUCUUAGCAUGGGCAUGCGAUGAAGCUGCAGAUGGAGGCAGUGUUUAUGGGCAUUGGACUAAUGGACACGCUUCUUGCCGCAUAGAUGCUUAAAAGGGGCUCUAGGCAUAUGAAGUUACCGGGCGUUGCGUGCAUCUCCCUGGCCACCUGCAUGGAAGAGAACCAAGCAUACAAUUGGACAAUAUACUCUUUAUAGUCUUAUGCUAUCUCGUAGUAUCCUGCAAAUACCUUUCAAAGUAGAGAUCAUUACUUCAAACUGGAGCAAGGUUGUCGCUACGGACUAGCUGGUUCGUGAGGUUCUCAGCCCAGGCUUGCUCUCACUUCUGGACCAUAAACACCUCCGCCUCCUGGCCUCAACCGUGGUGACAGCCCCUGCUUGCCUUUCUAGAGACGGCCCUGCCAUUUUUUUGGUACUAGAGAGUCUCCAGUAGCUGGUCAACUUUGCUUCACAGUAAUCUUCAGCAGUUCAGCGGACCCCCGGUAACACAGCAUAUCAGUCGAUUAGCAUGUCUUUUGGAUGCACUGUUCUUUUGCACGGUUGUGUAGGCAUACAAAGAGGCAAGGAAUCAGGUUCCGCGAGAUGUUGGCACUGCACCGUCGACUUCAGGGACAACUGCCAGUAGGCUGUCUUCGCAUCUUGGUUGGCCAUUGAGGAACAAUUAACGUUAGAUGUCGUUGUAUUGCUCUAAUUAUAUUUCUUCAACCGAUGGCCGCGUUGAUAAUUAGUGUCUGACCGGUAUUUGUUAUGAUCACGUAAUCCUCACAUAAAACGAGUCUCAAUGUCUAGCUGUUGGCCCCAUUAUUGAGGAUUGCGCACAACAAAUAAAAUGUCGGGUUAACCGAAAAUCGCGAAGACCAUCAAUGCUUGUUGCUCAACAACAAUCCUUGCAUACACUCUCUAGUUUAUAAGAUCAUU
Messenger RNA from Triticum dicoccoides, 2882 nucleotides. Its product is annotated as pentatricopeptide repeat-containing protein At5g47360-like. The transcript has 4 exons. Gene Ontology annotation, molecular function: protein binding. The coding region runs from base 73 to 1407 and encodes 444 amino acids. The record is from RefSeq and is a predicted model, not a curated record. Lineage: Eukaryota; Viridiplantae; Streptophyta; Magnoliopsida; Poales; Poaceae.